AAAGGGAGUAAAUAUGGCGACUUUCCGCUUAGAUGUUUUGCAGUCUGUCACAUCCGUAUCACAGAAAAACUGUUUUACAGCAAACCAUGCAUUGGAUUGACUAGUUUGACCGUCAGAAUUACAAAAUCUUCAUAAUCUGUAUCUCUGAACUAAUCCAAAUGUGAAAGUACUCGGAAACUAGAAGCCACGUAGCCUAAUCGAGAUGUCAUUUCUUAACAGUUUCCGUAAACUUUUUCGUUUUGGUGGGGAGGACACGAAGAAAAAAGAAGACAACAAAAACAUCAAACGGGACAUUGAUCCUUCGCAGUUUUGGGAUGUAAUUGGGGAGCUUGGAGAUGGAGCCUUUGGGAAAGUUUACAAGGCACUACAUAAAGAGACAGGACAGUAUGCAGCACUGAAGCAGGUGGAGAUUAAAAGUGAAGAGGACCUCGAAGACUUUGCUGUCGAAAUUGACAUUCUUUCCGAAUGUCGGCACCAAAAUGUGGUGUCACUAUAUGAAGCGUUUUACUGGGAUUCCACUUUAUGGAUGUACAUUGAAUUUUGUGGAGGAGGUGCCUUGGACAGCAUUAUGGUGGACCUGGAGAAACCCCUCACAGAGAGUAUGAUCCGCUACGUCUGUCACGAGAUAUGUGUGGCACUGCACUUUCUCCAUAAAAACCAUGUGAUUCAUCGAGACAUCAAGGCUGGCAACGUCCUCCUCACCCUCGAAGGGGAGGUCAAACUGGCUGAUUUUGGUGUGUCGGCCAAGAACACAAGAACUGCCCAGCGAAGAGACUCCUUCAUAGGAACCCCUUACUGGAUGGCCCCUGAAGUGAUCAUGUGUGAGACGCUGAAGGACAGCCCGUACAACACCAAGGCGGACAUUUGGUCUCUAGGUGUUACACUCAUUGAGUUUGCCCAGAUGGAGCCACCUAAUCAUGACAUGCAUCCUAUGAGAGUUCUCAUCAAAAUACAGAAGUCCGAUCCUCCUUCACUUGCCAAACCGUCUCGAUGGUCCAAAGAUUUCAAGGAUUUUGUGAACAUGUGUUUGGUAAAGAAUCCAGAUCUGAGGCCUACAGCAGAGGAAUUGUUAAUGCACCCGUUUAUCCGAGACUACAUGAACAAGUCUGACCUGGUUGACCUGAUCUUGGAGGCUAAGGCAGAGGUCGUAGAGGUCAUUGAGGACCUUGGAGAGGAUGAGGACAUCAUGCAAAUGAAGAAACACAUGAGUGAUGCAUCCUCUAUAUCAGACCUAGAUAACGUGUCUGUGAGUGGUGACAGUGACAAGAAAUCUCCGACUCCAGAACGUGUGGUGAUUCCAGAGAAGGAAAAACCAAAGCCUAUAGAAACCAAACCAGAGCCAGUGGAAACCAAACCAGAGCCUGUGGAAACCAAACCUGAGCCUGUGGAAACCAAACCAGAGCCUGUGGAAACCAAACCUGAGCCUGUGGAAAAGGAAGCUGAGGUAGCGAAGCCAGAAGAAAAAAUACCAGUUCCAGAAGAAACAACUCAAAUUCCAGAUAUCAAAGAGGAUGAAAGUCCAAAAUUACCAUCACCCGAGCUUUCACCACGUAAAUCUCCGGCUCCAUCUCCACCAAAAUCUCCCAGUUCUCCUCCAAAAUCUCCUCCACUCACGUCUCCAAAACCAUCAGUGGCAGAGAUUGUAAAGGCCAAGGAAGAGGCAGCACGUGAUGUUGAUACUUCGACAACGGAGUCACCUGAUGAGGGACUUGGUCCUAGCAGUGAUGAAACAUCUGAGACUGUUAGUCCUGCAAAAGACCAAGUGAAGCCGGACGUCACACCAACAGUAAAUGACAUACUUGAAGGUCUCAUUAACGAGGUGAUUCGAUCUGUCAACACACAACCAUCAGUGCCUAGUGUUGUUUUGGAUACUUUCAAAGAUGUCAUUGAAGAAGGACAUCAGGAGAAACUGGAGGAGAAGGAGGAAAAGAAAGACGAGGAGGAAUCUCGGCCGGAGGACGGAGAGACCAGUUAUGAAAUAACUGACAUUGACGAUGCUUUACUUGAGGAGGAGGAAAAAGAACCGGAAAAGAAAAAAUCACCUGGGCACAAAAUGAUCAUUGACAUAUCUACUGGCAAAGCAAACAAUGUAGAAAUCAGAAAAGUUGGAGAAAAUGUGUCUUCAACGACACAAAAUGCUAGUAAAGAGAAAGUAGAAAUAGAGAUUCAAGAGGUCAAGGUCACCUUAAGUGAUGACGACCAUGGACCUCAAACAAAUUUAGAUAGUAAUAAAGACGAUGCCUCAAUCACUAUUAACGGCCAGCCAGUUCCUUCGUCAGGGAUGGUGGUGGGCAAUGGUUAUGCCCAGCCUGUAAGCGAAAGUGCAAAUAAAGAGAUGGAAAUGAGCGUGGUGAUUCCACAGACAGAUCUAGAUACAUUUGAAACCAAAAAUGUCAAAGAUUCCAAGAACCGCAAUAUAGCGGAUGUGGAUGACGAUACACGUUCCGACACGGGUAGUGUAACUACAGUGGAUAGUAACGAGGAUGUUCAUAGAACCACUACAAACAGAGUUGUCAAACCACAUAUACGUUCUAGAGGGGAAACUAAGAGUCAUUACAGAACACUUACCAAGACUAGAAAGUACAUGCGAGAUGGGGUGGAGGUCGUCAGUACCACACAGAAAGUUAUAGACACUGGUGAGGAGAACAAGAGAAGAGAAGAGUUCUACUGCAGGAAACAGGACCUGCGGGAGCUGAAGAUGCUCCAGAAGCAGGAGAACAAACAGUAUCAAGAUUUGAUAUACAAGGCACAAUUAGCUCGAGAGAGUCAGGAGCGUCGCUUCGAUACAGAUAUGCAGAAAUUGGUCCAGAACUACGACCAGGAUAUGGAAACUUUGACAAAACAACAGAAACAGCAGGUGGAGAGGGCCGAAACCACACAACAAAUGGAUAUGAAGUCUGCUGGCAAGCGUAUCAAAAUUGAACAGGAAAAGGAAUAUAAAACUUUUAAGGAGCAACAGAAACAGGAGAUGAAGUUGUUGAAACAGGAACUAGACCUGAUGCCCAAGGACAAUAAGAAGGAGAGUGUGAGGAAAAGAAAGGACCAGAAGGAGAUUGAGCUCGCAGAAAAGGAGCGACAGUUUUUUGAGAAUCAACAAGAACGAAUGGAGAAGCACAUGAAACAGUUGUCAGAUACUCAUCGUCAGAAGGUGGCCCUGUUGGAGAGUCAGUUCCUUCAACAGAAACAGCAGCUCCUUCGAUCUCGGGAGUCCGUCAUUUGGGAAACAGAAAAACAACAACUCCAUGAAAAACACCAGCUUGCUAAAAGUCAGCUCAAAGACAUGUUCUUCCUGAAGCGCCACCAGAUGCUCACGCGUCACCAGAAGGAAGUGGAGCAGAUGAAACGCAGUAACACUACUAAGGAGGAAGAGAUGCAGAGUCGUCACACGCUUGAAAAGAAACGCCUCCCAAAAAUCUUAAAAAGUGAGGCCAAGACACGCGCCAACAUGUUCAAACAAAGCUUACGCCUUAGUACCAUUGGUUCACCAGAGGACGAUCGGGCAAAGAUGAAACAGUUUGAAGAGAAUGAGAAGAAAAGGAUGAAGGCAGAACAACAGAGGCAGGAACAGAAACACAAACGCCAGUGGGAGGAGCUAGUGUUCAGAAACGACACCAGUCUGCGGGAGCUUGAGGCCCUACAGGCAGAGAAACGAAAAAUGUUGAUGGAGCAUGAGACACAGAAGAUUAAGGAACUCGAUGACCAAUACACUAAUGAGCUCCGUGAAUGGAAAAACCAACUGACACCUAGAAAACAGCAAAAUUUGCUAGCACAAGUCAUUUUACAGAGUCAGAUUGGAAGAAGAAUUCCAGAGACAGAGGGAGGAACAAGAGAAAUUCUAUGGUACUGUUCUGGUAACGGGGAAUGAUGGAGCCGUACAGUCUGCUCCUAGAUCGCAGCCCAACAGUCUCCGUGGUAACAGAGAGGAUGGCACAAAGUCCUCAAGACAUUCGACUGUGAUAUAAUAGAUUGAACUAGUGUGUUGUUAGCUAUCUGCCGGACACUGGACGGGCUGGAACCACAGAUCAUCUGCCGGACCCUGGACGGCUAGAGCCACAGAUCAUUGUGUUCUUUUUGUACAUUCUGUCAACAGGAGUGUGGACAACAGAAUCUGUUGAACGGAGUUGUUGAUAUAGGAAUUCACUUAUUUUCUAAAGGAGGACUUCUUAAUGAAUGUAAUUGUUUGAUUUGAAAGAAUUUCAGAUUGAUGAUAUAAUUGACAAGUUAUGUUUGAGCUCUGUAUGAGACUUUCAUGUCUACGACUUCCACGUGUACAAAGUGAAGUAGAAGGACAUGCAUCAAGCUUUUUAUGUGUAUGGGACAAAUAUCAGUUAAACUACAAAAUCUGGAUCACAGGGACAUCUGUUUUGAGUGCUGAAACAAUAAGUGUUGUCUCUCUUAGUUAUCGGGAUUGUCUCCCUUUGUUUAUUAUUGUUUAAUGGUGUGUUAGAGUUUGUGUACACUGAUAUGUAGAAAUGUUUAUUUGUUGGGCUAUAUCUCCUACUGUCUUUUAUCAUCUUCAGACAAUGUUAUAUUUUUUGUGCUUUGGUUAUGUUAUGUGGGCACUUAUCAUAUGGUGUACAUGUUUAAAAUGAUUACUGGAGUCGAGAAAAAAGAUACAGCUGUCUGUUUCUGAUAUCAAUUUGAUCAGAUGAUCACUUCUAAAUUGUCUGUAACAAACAUUUCCUUGUAAAAGAAAUGAUUCCUGUAUUACUGUGAGAAAUGUUUUUAACAGACUAACAUAUAUUUAUGAUACCAUAUUUAGACUUCGUCCUAACUCUCUGGGACGCGUAGCACUUGUUAAUUCGAUAUUACAUGUUGUAAUAUCACUUCACAUCAAAAGUGAAUUAAUUGAGAUUUUUGGACAAAUUUCCAGUAAAAUGAUGAUGUUUUAAACAAAUUUCCAGUGAAUGAUUGCGGAGUACUUUAGGACACAUUAUUUUAAGUUUUAGUUAUGAUCAAUAAAACAAAUGUGAAAUAAAUUAAAGGUGAAUUAUCAUACUCUUCUUCUAAGAGUAAACUUUAUUCACCAUUUUAUCUACAUUUAUUCUAGGCCUGAAUUUGAUAUCUCCUACUUUCAUUUAGCAAAAUCAUGUAGUCCCUGCACUUGUUAAAUAAAAGCUUGCAGCUGUGUAUAAUCCCUUUGUGAAAUUCAUUUUUCAAGAUGCUUUCAUCUUUAUUAAUGUAGACUAGUUGUCUUCAUGUAAAACGCCACCUACAGUAGCAUAUGUAUGAAGGGGGAACAACUCAUUCAAAAAUAUAGCAUAAAGGAAGGGGAACAACUCAUUCAAAAACAGCAUAGAGUUACACUAUCAAGAUAAUUAUAUGUAUAAGAUCUGUGAUACAAUUUACUUGUAUGUUUGGUUCAUUAUUAAAUAUAAGCAUGCAGACUAAUCAGAAUUACAAUUUUAUUUAAACAAAAGAAAUACUCGCCAUUAUGAUUAGAUAUAAUGAUCAAAAGCAAUGUUUAAUUAUAUUUUGAUAAGUUUGUAGCCAUUAAAAUGUAAACAUGUAGAAAGUUCUAUAGUAGCCAUUGUAAUGUAGACCUUUAUAAAUGUAUCCUGUACAAAUGCCAGUUAAAAUUCCACUGACAAAAACAUUGCUGCUAUACCACAAAUGUCACAUAAUUGACUCGGCUUAAUCGACUGUUGUUGUCGUCACUGUAUGCACAUUUAUAUUGGAAAUGUUUGAAGUAAAUGUGAUAAAUAUAUUGGUGAUAGUAAGCAUUGGUGUCUCUCUAGUUAAAUAUAGAAACAAAACAAAAAAACCUACACUUAAGUCAGGAAACUGGUUAAAAUUUAGAAAGAUUAACCUUUGAAGAAAACGUGAAAUAAUUAAAAAGUAUAAUCAUGUGGAAGCCAACCAUUCAGUGCUUGAGGAUAUUGAUAUGUAGAUGUAUACUCUAUGUUGAAUAUAGACAACACAAUUCCACAUUGCACAUAUAGAAUUUUGUAUUUUGGUGAAAAAUUGAUGCAUUGAAUAUACUUAUCGAUAAAAUGGAUAUGCAAAAAUAGUGUACUUUUUAUUUUACCUUAGAUAUAAAAACUUAUGUUCUAUAAAGCGUAGUCGUGUUAGAGCCAGAUGAUUUUCAUUUGUGUAUGAAUAAUUUUGAUUAAAACCAAAGUUGUGAUUUAAUAAAAGUAAAGGAAAUCUGCUAAACAUUCCAAAAUAAUGAUACUUAUUUAUUUUACUAACUUUUACCCACCAAUAGAAUAGGUCUUUUGUAAACUCUAGACACAGGUUACUCAAAUAGUGUUUUAUCAUGAAAGACUUCAUAUACUGGUAAACACAGUUUUUUAGUUUUAUGAAUAUUCAUGUGAUUUGUGAAUAUUUUGUUCAUUAUUGCGAAGGAUUUUGUUCACAAAAAAUGUACUUUAUAACUUAAUUGUUCUCAGUAGGUAAAACUGUUGUUUUGUCCAACUUUGCAUUGUAACCGUAUAAUUGGGUCACAAUAGUGCUGAGAACAAAUUGACACAAUAGUGCCAUACACUAACCACUAGCUAUGUAAUUUUGUUUUUAAUAAACUUCUGAAUUUUUUAAACAAUUUUGGAGUGAGAAAUAAAUGCAAUGGUGAAGAAUUUCAGGAUUUUUAUAUUUCUAGAGUUAGAAAUCACCUUUUUUUUGUAGUCAAAUGAUGGUUUUCAUUGAAGCAUAUGGCUGUUCCUGAAUAACAGGUACAGUGUAGAAGACAAGGAGAUCUGUCUGAGGUCAAAGGUUUAAAUCAUACGAGACAAUAUGCAAUAAUCUUCCGUUCUGUGUGAUUUUGUUUUGUGAUCACCUGUUAAGAAUGCUUAAAUGUUGUUGUACCUAAUCAAGACAUUUAUAA
Messenger RNA from Pecten maximus, 6823 nucleotides. Its product is annotated as serine/threonine-protein kinase 10-like. The record is from RefSeq and is a predicted model, not a curated record. NCBI's taxonomy places the organism in Eukaryota, Metazoa, Mollusca, Bivalvia, Pectinida, Pectinidae. Bases 203 to 3865 code for a protein of 1220 amino acids. Gene Ontology annotation, biological process: protein phosphorylation. The transcript is spliced from 22 exons. Gene Ontology annotation, molecular function: ATP binding; protein serine/threonine kinase activity.